Gasterosteus aculeatus aculeatus (three-spined stickleback) is the source of this 3488-nucleotide messenger RNA. RefSeq names its product immunoglobulin kappa light chain-like. The record is from RefSeq and is a predicted model, not a curated record. NCBI's taxonomy places the organism in Eukaryota, Metazoa, Chordata, Actinopteri, Perciformes, Gasterosteidae. Gene Ontology annotation, biological process: response to bacterium.
UCAAAGGGCCGGAUGUGUCUGUAUCUAUUAAUGAUGACAAUGUUGAGCCAAACUGGACUCCACUCUAAAGUUGUUAUUAUUGCGCAAUAAUCUAUACGCCUGAGAUCUUUUUAUUCUUUUUUGACACUUCUGUCACCAUGAAAAUCUUUUCAACGUAACUUUACUCUAUGAAGGGAGAGUGCUUCCUCAGUAGGACGUUCAGCACAGAGUCACAUCAGGUUGGCCAAUCAAACGCAGUCUGUCUCUGAAGAGUGGAGAAAGUCUUAAGAUGAUCUUCAUUCAAUGCGAGAACUUGAUCACGAUGACAUCUCCAAGGUUUGCCGUCUAUGUGACAUGGUUGUUCUUGUGGAAAAUGGCUCAUUCAACUGAUCUAAAAUUGUCGUCACCUGUGCAUCAAGCAAGACGUUUUGCAUCAGUCGGUGUUGGAGACAAAAUUACUUUGGAAUGUUUCUAUCAGAAUAAAGGUGGAGAAUGGCUUUACUGGUUUAAGCAAAUGUUUGGCCAACAACCAAAGCUGAUCUCUAACUUCUAUACGUACAACAAAAAGGAAAAUUUUCAUCAUGAAUUUGAGAACAAUCCACGCUUCACACUGGAUAAUGAAAAAAGUCAUAAUCACUUGACAAUUACUAAUUUGAAUAUUUCAGACUCAGCAACUUACUACUGUGCACAUAGCACUUCAUUUCUGUUGACUUUUGCUGAGGGCACUGUGGUCAGUGUGCAGGGUUCAGGUUGGACCGUCCCAGCUUUGCUCCAUCAGUCACCAUCAGAGACCAUGAAUCCAGGAGGCUUUGUGACUCUGAACUGUACAGUACAAACUGGGACCUGUGAUGGACAACACAGUGUUUACUGGUUCAAAGACUCUGAAGAAUCUCAUCCAGGACUCAUUUACACUGAUGGAGGCAGCACUGAUCAGUGUGAGAGGAAACCCAACACACAAACACACACCUGUGACUACAACCUGCCGUUGGAGAGCCUGAAUCCGUCCCAUGCUGGAACCUACUACUGUGCUGUUGCCUCGUGUGGAUACAUUCUGUUUGGAAACGGAACUAAACUGGAUAUUGAGGAUGAGCUGGUCUCUCCUUUCAUCGUCUAUUUCUUAAGUGGAGCUUUGGUAUUCAUCACCAUCCUAGUUGUUUUACUGUCUCUUUCAGUGUGCAUGAUGAACAAGACAGACAGCUGCCAAAGCACAGAAUCUCAAGCAAGAUAUCCUGCUUCCUCCACGGCAAAUGCAAAGGUGAAUAAGAACUAUUUAACUGCUGCCUUACAUUUUAGUACCUUUUCAUUCUUGCUGCAUAUUUUUUCAAGUAAUAAUGAUCAACUAAUAUGUGAUUUAUUACGAGGUUUACCAAAAGAAAGAAAUCCUGUAUUACGUGGCUAUAAGUGUCCACCUGCACAACGGAUCAAGAAGACAGACGGAUCAGACCUGGAGUGAAUGUAUUUACUACAGCGUGAAGCAGUAGAACUCGACAUAUGACAAGGUUUUCUCUUUUGAACUGUAAUGAAGGUUUUGAUAAAAGUUAAAAUAGAAGUCUAUUUUUUGGUAAUUUGCAUAAAUAUGAUACUCAUUUCUUCUGUAAGUGGUGAGAAGCAUCUUCAAACCAUCUAUCAUUUUUAAAUCAAUAAGGCAAGGCAAGGCAAUUUUAUUUGUAUAGCGCUUUUCAUACACAAGGCAGACUCAAAGUGCUUCACAUCAUAACAUUUCAUACAAUAAAGGGAAAUAAAAUGCAGGAAAAUGCAGGAAUUAAAAGACAAUUAAAAACAGCAAAUAAAUUAAAUGUCUUAACUAUUAGAAGCUCAGCUCCGCAGUUUCAGAUCUGCGUUUUGUGUUCAACCUCAUUGUUGUUUUCUAUAACCAAAUCAAAUUGGGUUAUUUGUAUGUGAAAUUAAUGUAAUCAAUGAUAAUAACUAAACAGGAAAAGGAAGGAGCUUUUUUUUGUGACAUAAAAUCCUGCUGCUGUAGUUGAUAAUCAGUUAAAAACUGACAAUUACUGGACGAUUGAAGAUUUAUUUUACAGAAAGAAAGCACUAAAACAUAUUAAUACAAACCCAUUUAACACCCUCAACCUCCAGCCGGUGAAAGAGCCUGCUGGUUCCUGUUUGAAACUUAAACACAGUCAGAAGGUUCAGACUCUCCUACUGUUAAAUUCAGGCUAACAUAAAUGUAUAAAUGUUCAUAGCCUAGCCUAUGAUAUAGUAAACCUCAUCACUUACCAAUAGGGGACCAGUCCUUAAUGAUGGGAAUAAUUUCAGAGACUUAGUUGAUUUUUGUUGCCUAAAAUCGCCUUAGUCACAUUGUCUUUUGACAAAAGUGAGCUCCUUAGUGCCAAACCGUGGAAACACCAGCCAACGUUUGACUUAUGGAUCGCAUAGAUGUUGGAGGAUGAUCCCUAUAAAAGAACAGUAUUACCAAGAUAUUGCAAUCUGAGACUCCUCCCAUCACAGCCCUGGAAAGGGAGGAAUGAGGAGUAUUGGCUAUAAAACGGGCAUUUCAGACGGACUAACAGUCAGGGGGAGAGUAGCUGGUUGUUUUGAACAUUGAAGGAAAUAAAUGUUCACGUAUCAAGCCAAAUAUAAGAAUUAGUAUGAAAGUGAACAAAAAAAAAAUUGAUUGAAUUUCUUUUUUUUUCUUAUCAACCAAAAAUUUCGCGAACCCCCUACAGUACCUCCGCACUAGAGAAUGAACUGAUAAAGAACUGUGUGUACUGACGAAGUCCUAAACGAAGUCUAGUACUGGUUGCUAAUAUGGUGGAUUAGUUUAGACGUGCGCCCGGUGCGCUCAAACACAGCAAAACGGAGAGUUCUCUGAUGUUACAAUUACCUUGCAUGUUUAUUUUACAUCCAAAUAUUGCAAAACUUUAACUGAUAAUACAUGUACCCCAAAUAACAAACCGCAUUGCUCACCACAAAGGCACACCCGCACACUGGCACAGUCGAAAACUGUUUGCUUCCCAAAUUAGUAACACCGGUGUCUGAGAUUCCUGCAGGUUAAAUGGCCUACCUGGGCUGAUCCGAGGUCAGCUGAGCCACAAAGCACAUUCAGCCCCUUAGUGGCACAGAGCAAAAUUAAAUGAAAUAGUACCAAAUGUAUAUGGCUCCUACACUGUGAUUAAAUCUCCAUCCAUCGUCACAUCGCGUAUCGUGCACACAGGGGGGGGCUGGAGUCUAUCUCAGCCACCUUUGGGCAAAAGACAGGGUACACCCUGGAUUGGUCGCCAGCCAAUCGCAUGGCUAACACGGAGACAUAUGACCAUUCACACUUACAUUCAUACACCAACGGGCAAUUUAGAGUCCCCAAUUAACCUGAUCCCCAGUGCAUGUCUUUGGACUGUGGGGGAAAGCCAGAGUACCGGAGAGAACCGAUGCAGACACGGGGAGAACAUGCAGACUCCACACAGAAAGGCCACUGGGCGGGGUCGAGUUGUUGUGUAUGGUACAGUUUUUUGUCAUGUUCAUUAAUGCUGUUGUAUUAAAAAAUAACAACCUAAAAA